AUGGGAAGGGUGAAUGCAUUUUGGCCUACACAAACAAACACUCUUCAGUUUGUACCUCGUCCCCGCCUUUGUUUCCUGCUCGAUCUAACUUGUGCUUUGUGCUUUGAUUCUUUAGGAGAGAAAAAUGGCAGUGUCAAAGUGGCCAUGGGGUUUCAGCUUUUGGGCAUUUCUGAUCCUUAUCCUGCAGAAUUUGCAACUGCUCAUGAUGCUCUUUCCUGCUCCUCGGUGGUGUUUGUAGAAGGAAAUUCCAUCGAGACGUGGUCGGCCGCAGUCAUGUUCCCCGAGAUUGUUUUGAAAUGGCGUUAG
Molecule: messenger RNA, 306 nt
Organism: Linum trigynum
Lineage: Eukaryota; Viridiplantae; Streptophyta; Magnoliopsida; Malpighiales; Linaceae
Source: the annotation of a GenBank genome assembly